Messenger RNA from Hevea brasiliensis (rubber tree), 1908 nucleotides. RefSeq names its product ADP-ribosylation factor GTPase-activating protein AGD5. The transcript has 11 exons. Lineage: Eukaryota; Viridiplantae; Streptophyta; Magnoliopsida; Malpighiales; Euphorbiaceae. Bases 434 to 1741 code for a protein of 435 amino acids. Gene Ontology annotation, molecular function: GTPase activator activity. The record is from RefSeq and is a predicted model, not a curated record.
UAUUUUUCCAUGCUGGUUUUCCUUUUGUUUCUUCAACAACCAAAAAGAAAAUAGGAUACAGAGUAAGCAACCAAGCAAGGAAAAAAGCGCCGUCAAAGGCACCACCCACUUGUGACGCGCCAUGGAGCAAAAGAAUGACAUUGAAAGCGCCAGCACCAGGAAUCCCCAUCAAAGCGUGUGUACACGCUUCUCUUCAAUCAAAAUUCAAAAACAUACUCCAAACUCCAAAGAAUAUGAGAAAGUCAAGCAAAAGCAAAGGUGCCCAGUUCGUCAUUUCUUCUUCUUCUACUUCUCAACUUCCUUUCUCUGAACGUUUUCUGUGAUCCUGAGGCUACAGACAAAGAAAGAGGAGAAGGGUAUUUCUUUGAAGCUAGAGAGAGAAUGGAGAGGCUGCCAAACAUGAACGAGAAGGCCAACGUUUCUAAAGAACUUAAUGCUAAGCACAGAAAGAGGUCCAAGAUGGGCUAGUGUAAAUCUGGGAAUCUUCAUUUGCAUGCAAUGCUCAGGGAUACAUAGAAGUCUUGGAGUUCACAUAUCCAAGGUAAGAUCUGCCACUUUAGACACAUGGCUUCCAGAGCAAAUUGCAUUAAUCCAGUCCAUGGGGAAUGAGAAAUCAAAUUGCCACUGGGAAGCUGAGUUGCCCCCUAAUUAUGACAGAGUUGGAAUCAAGAAUUUCAUUCGUGCAAAGUAUGAAGAGAAGAGAUGGGUUCCUAGGGAUGGUAAAGCAAAAUCACCUCCAAAGGUGAGUGAGGAGAAGGCUUCAUUUUUUAGACCAGGGCCAGAGAGUGCUGUGCCUGAGCAAAUGAAGAAUAUAAACCAUGCUUAUGAGGAGAGGAAAAGCAGUCCUCCCCCUAAAACAAAUGACAAUAGACCUGCUUCUAUAAGUUGCACUCCAGCUUCUGUUAAAGAGUCCCAACAGGUCGCACUUGUUACAAAACCACAAGAACCUGUGCAGAAUUCAGAACAAGCUGCAGUUUCAAAAGCUCAUUUGGUAAAAAAGGAAGAGAAAAAAACACCAGUUGCAACACCAGCAAAAGUGGAUUAUGCAACUGAACUUUUUAACUUGCUUUGCAUGGAUGAUUCUGGUGGAAACUUCUCCAAGACUCCCAUCGAUGGUUUCAUAUCUGCCAAGGUAGAAUCAACAUCAGGGAGAAGUGAUUCAUCAAAUAUAUCUGAAUGCAAGAACCAGUUUGCAUCAUCUUUAAAGCAACCUCAGAAAGAUGCAAAUAAUGAUAUCAUGAAUCUCUUUGAUAAGUCCAGUAUGGUUUCUCCAUUUUCUGCCCAUCAACAGCAGCUUGCUAUGUUGUCCCAACAACAUCAGGUCCUCAUGGAAGCUGUAGUGAAAUCUAGUGGUGGAUCUCAAACCUUUCCUGCCAAUAUGAAUAAAUUCAGCCCCAGUGAUAUCCAUUUAUCCAGUCAGAAUCCGAAUGGUAAUGGUAUCCAUUUAUCCAGUCAGAAUUGGGGAAGCGCUAGCCAUCAGGUUCCUGGAAUGAUGAUGCCAACCACUAAUCUACCAAAACAUAUUCAGAUUGGGAGCAACCAGCAAAUGUAUUCAGCAGGGAACUCGGUUAAUAUUACAGCAUCAAGCAUGUAUGGUUUAGGGCAGGGAGCUCCGAUCAAUGGGGCAACAAAUAUCAGAUCAUCAACAAUGCGUCCUCCAACAUUCCCAGCUAUGCCAACUCAACCUCAAGGAUACUAUGAUUUUUCCUCAUUAACACAAGGGACAUUUACAAAACGGUGACAAGUUGCUUUAUCCCAUUAUAGGUACAGUUAAAUCACAAGAAAAUUUGGCUUCGUACUUGCCUUCUGGGGUUACUGCUUCAUUUUAUUGAUUUGUAUUGAUACCCAUUAUUUGAUAGAAAAAAGUUGGUUCCACAAUAAUCACAAGCAUGUUUUGUCUUCACUGCA